UAUUUCUCAUUUUCCCAUGACUUUUCGUUUUGUCUUGCUUGAAAAACCCUAAUUUCCGCUAUGUUUUGCUGCGCACAACAACAUCACUCCUCACCUGACCAACUUCUCCACCGGCCACCAUAAAAAACCUUAGUUGUACUGUACAAUUUGAAUUUUCCGGUUCACUGUAGGAGUUUGAUUCCCGUAAAGAAAACAUCGAAAUGCUGCUUUCGGUGUUUUUGACGAUGUUUCUGCCGUGCGUGGGGAUAAGCGCGGUGUUCAUAGUUUACGUAUGUCUGUUAUGGUACGCUACGAACGACCCGGCCGGCGACAUUGGCCUGCCUGUCAAGCAGGUUUCCGAGAAGGGGUUGUCGGCGUCAGAACUCGACAAGUUGCCUAAAAUAACGGGGAAAGAGGUGAUGGCGGAGAGGAGGGAAUGUGCGGUGUGUUUGGACGAUAUCGACGGAGAGCAACCGGCGCGGGUGGUUCCCGGCUGUAACCACGCCUUCCAUCUGCUGUGCGCCGAUACCUGGCUUUCGAAGCACUCGUUUUGCCCGGUUUGUCGAGCAAAAAUUCACCCGGUUGAUCAGUCUCUCGAUGUUUCUGAGAAUCCGUGCUGAUUACGAAACAAAAGAAAAGUAAAAGCUAGCUGUAGUUUCAUUUUGCUACUCUAUUGACAGAAAUUUUGUUAUUAAUUAGCCACUAGAUUGUUAUUGUUUAUUGUCAAAUUUAUUAUUUUCUGAGCUGUAUCAAUCUACGUAUAUAUAAUUUCCAUUUUUUA
Pyrus x bretschneideri (Chinese white pear) is the source of this 760-nucleotide messenger RNA. Its product is annotated as E3 ubiquitin-protein ligase ATL23-like. The transcript has a single exon. The record is from RefSeq and is a predicted model, not a curated record. The coding region runs from base 201 to 599 and encodes 132 amino acids. NCBI's taxonomy places the organism in Eukaryota, Viridiplantae, Streptophyta, Magnoliopsida, Rosales, Rosaceae.